Molecule: messenger RNA, 1674 nt
Organism: Onthophagus taurus
Lineage: Eukaryota; Metazoa; Arthropoda; Insecta; Coleoptera; Scarabaeidae
Gene: Setd3
Product: SET domain containing 3
Biological process (GO): actin modification; peptidyl-lysine trimethylation; peptidyl-lysine monomethylation
Molecular function (GO): protein-lysine N-methyltransferase activity; protein binding; protein-L-histidine N-tele-methyltransferase activity
Source: RefSeq, a predicted model, not a curated record
UACAGGAAAAGCUAUUUUUGAAUUAGUACCCCGGUAAAUAUCGCGGUUUAACCACGUGUUUGCAAAUACCAAUUGUUACAAAACAAUCUUAUCAGUGUUAAUAGAAACGAACUUGAAACCAUCGAAAGAAAUGGGGAAAAAAGCCCACACGAGGCACGUACCAAAACAACAAACCAAACACCGAGCAGCACAUAACCUUACUUUCGCUAACGAACUCGAAACGCAAAUCGAUAUCCUUCUUAAACUCACCACUCAAACCCCAAAUGCGAACGUUAACAAAGAAUUUGAAGCCGUAAAAGAAAUUUACGCGGUUCUAGACAAGAUAAGAAUAUUAGAAAAUAAUAUCGAUAGUAAAUAUUUCCGCGAUGAUCGAAGUAGGUUGGACGUCGCCAUUUUAGAACGGUUUGGAACUUGGCUAAAAGAGUUUGGCGCCAAAUUUGAAGGAACAGCUAUAAAAGAAUUCGACGGUUAUGAUUUGGGUUUAAAAGCGGAAGUUGAUAUCCCGGUCGAAUCUUUAAUUAUAGCCGUACCAAGAAAGCUGAUGUUAACUGUAGAAGCGGCUAAAAAAUCUGGGUUAGGUCAUUUAAUCGAAAAUGACAAAAUCAUGCAAAAUAUGCCGAACGUUGCUUUAACAAUUUACCUACUUUUUGAGAAAUUUUCUCCGGAUUCUUUCUGGGAACCGUAUUUUAAUAUACUUCCGCAGAAUUACUCAACCGUUUUAUACUUUAAUUUAGAAGAUCUCGAGCUAUUGACGGGAUCUCCGACGUUCAAAAGUGUUUUGAAUCAAAUAAAGCACAUUUCUAGGCAAUACGCGUACUUUCAUAAGAUGAUAUCUACAGCUCAGGAUUCCGCAUGCGAGGUAUUAAGGAAAAGAUUUACGUUUAAAGAGUACUGUUGGGCUGUUUCAACAAUUAUGACACGGCAAAAUACAAUUCCUUCCGAAGAUGGAAAAGAACGGGUUAAUGCACUUAUUCCACUUUGGGAUAUGUGUAAUCAUACAAAUGGAAGUAUUUCAACUGAUUACAACCCCGAAUUAGAUAGAUGUGAAUGUCUCGCUAUAAAAAAUUUUAAAGCUGGAGAUCAAUUAUUUAUUUUUUAUGGUCCAAGAACAAACGCAGAUUUAUUCGUCCAUAAUGGAUUUGUCUAUGAAGAAAAUGAAUUUGAUUUUUAUCCGUUAACUUUAGGAGUGAGCCAAUCAGAUGUUCUUCGUGAUAAGCGCUUAGAAAUUCUUGGAAAAUUAAACAUCGACUUAUCAGUUCCGUUUAAAUUAACGAAAAAUUCUCCGCCAAUUGAUGGUGAUUUAUUGGCCUUCUUAAGAAUAUUUAACAUGAAUGAAGAACAAUUAAAUCAUUGGUUAUCUGGAGAUAGAUGUAACGAUUUAACUUACAGCGAAUGCGCGUUGGAAACUGUUUUGGAAAAGAAAACGUGGAUGUUUCUUCAAAUGAGAAUGAAAUUGCUACUUUCUUCCUACAAAACAACUUUAGAUGAAGAUUUAGGUAUGAUUAGUAAUAAAAAUAGUUGUAAUAAAAACUUAAUUAUACGGUUGAAAGUUACUGAAAAAAGAAUACUUUAUUGCGUCUUAGAGUAUGCUGAGCAAUGUCUUAAACAAUUUAUUUAAACAAUUUUUAGAUAGUUUUAACAGAUUUUUGGGAUUUUAUUUCUUCUUUUUGAAUU